AUGUCAAAAACUGCUGCAGGCGAGAAGCUACUUCAUGAGCUUGGCUACAGGCUGGGUCAAACGUUAGGGGAGGGCAGCUACUCCAAGGUGAAGGCGGCCACCUCCGACAAGUACAAGGGCCCCUUAGCCAUCAAGGUGGUGGACCGGCGCCGAGCCCCCCCAGACUUUGUGCACAAGUUUCUGCCUCGCGAGCUCUCCAUCCUGCGGAUGAUCCGGCACCCCAACAUCGUGCGCGUCUUCGAGCUCAUUGAGGUCUGCAACGGGAAGCUCUACAUCGUGAUGGAGGCGGCUUCCACCGACCUGCUCCAGCUGGUGCAGCAGCUCGGCAAGCUGCCCUGCGUCCCCGAAGCCCGGGACAUCUUUGCGCAGGUCGUGGGGGCCGUGCGCUACCUCCACGACCGCAACUUGGUGCACCGGGAUCUCAAGUGCGAGAACGUGCUGCUCACUGCUGACGGCCGCCGGGCCAAGCUCACCGACUUUGGCUUUAGCAAGGAGGCCAACGGCUACCCGGACCUGAGCACCACGUACUGCGGGUCGGCAGCCUACGCUUCCCCGGAGGUGCUGCUGGGCAUCCCCUACGACGCCAAGAAGUACGACAUGUGGAGCCUGGGGGUGGUGCUCUACGUGAUGGUGACGGGCUGCAUGCCCUUCGACGACACCCACAUCCACAGCAUGCCCCGGCGCCAGAAGAAAGGGGUGCUGUACCCAGAGGGGCUGCCCCCGCUGCCAGAGCCCUGCCAAGCCCUCAUCGCCCAGCUGCUGCAGUUCAGCCCGGCCUCCCGGCCCGGCGUGGGCCAGGUGGCCAAGAACAGCUGGCUGAAGGGGGACAUCUGA
Molecule: messenger RNA, 834 nt
Organism: Dromaius novaehollandiae (emu)
Lineage: Eukaryota; Metazoa; Chordata; Aves; Casuariiformes; Dromaiidae
Gene: TSSK6
Product: testis specific serine kinase 6
Exons: 1
Coding region: 1-834 (277 amino acids)
Biological process (GO): protein phosphorylation; intracellular signal transduction
Cellular component (GO): cytoplasm
Molecular function (GO): ATP binding; protein serine/threonine kinase activity
Source: RefSeq, a predicted model, not a curated record